AUGUCGUUGCUUGAAUUUCCACCGCUUAAUUCUUCUGGAAAACCGUAUGCUAUAGAAGAAUACAAUGGUCGAAUUCUCACUGGAAAUCUGGAGCAGUUCCGUUCGAUGGCCAAGUGCGAUGCUAUGGCUGAUUAUCCUUUUGUGGAGCGAGCACAUCUUAACAGUCUUCAACAUUCCAUUUCUAAAAGUGACGUUGCGGAUGCGUUUGUGUUUAGAGAAGCGGAUCAUGUUAGGCAAGCGAUUGACAGAUGGGAAAAAGACGGAAUAACAGGUUUAAUCGAUCAUAUAGCAAAUAUUACCGAGGAUAGUAAGCUUUGGCCAAUUGCGAGACUAGGCCGAAGUCUUCUCCGAGCACGAAAUGGUGUUGUUAGCGUUACUUCGAAAGUUCUUCCUUCGAUAAGUCAAAGUCGAGUUGAGGAACUUCUACAAGAAUAUGUUCCAACUCUUAAUUGCAUUGGGCGAACUCAGAAGACUCCAUUGACUCUCAAACAUCCACUGCAAUCCAAUGUUUCUUGCAUGGCGUGGGAACCAUUUGACCAGAGAAUCCUUGCUGUCGCAGCCAACAACAAAAUCUUGAUCUGGAGGUUGAGUAUGAAAGCGGCUAAUAUCAAGCCUUCUGUGCAGUGUGCUCAGGUGAUCGAGCUACCUGCGGAGCCUAUUAGUGAAAUUGUUUGGGAUCGCACCACGACUAACGUAAUUCUAGCAGUAUCUCCGAACAGCGCCAAAAUAAUGAUUGUUGAUGUAUCGACUGGAGAGAUUGAGUCUUUUGGGGCAUGGACUGGUGGGAAUGUGACAAGAAUUGUAGCAACUACAGAUGGUCGGCGUUUAGCUGUUCUUUAUACCAGUAACGUUAUUAGAGUGUACGACCGGACCUGCUGGCGGGAGGAACGGUGGGGUGAUCUUGCAGGACGUGCUGUAAGUGCUGUAUGGUCACCUACAGGAGAUUCCUUGCUUUUUGCUUCUGAAGGAAGCAGUCAUCUCUAUACUAUCAAUUUCGCUGCUAAAAACGUCGUUAAUGAAGAUGGAGUCACCGAAACACGGUGGACUGGAGACUGCCAUGCAGUACCUGUGUUCGAUUUAUCGCCCGUGGAGUUUGAUCCUUCUGAGCUAGAAAUUUCUGGCGCAGUAGAGAGAGAAAUUGUUACGAUCGGUGGAAGAGUGCAAUCCCUCGCCUUGAGUCCAGAUGGUCAACGACUAGCUGUUAGUUUUGCUGAAAAUCCAUGUGUUGUUGCUUUGCUAAUUGUUGAUUGGUCUCCAACCGUUAGGCUCACUCCCAGUGGUUUUGUGGAAGCUCCUCUACUCGGAAAUGCGUCGCUCAUUACCUUUUUACCGAAAUUUGACAACGGUUCCAUGCUUACAAUUGUUUGGUCUGGUGGCAGCAUACAGUAUCUUCCUCUUUUAUACGGUCACAGCUCAUCAUCCCACUUCAAUUCGCGAACAAUCCUCGAAGAAAUCGGUGGAAGAACCACCGCAGCUCUUCACACCACAAGCGAAUCCCUGCAGUCAUCUGAACUACCCAGUGAACUCAUAGAUCGAUCUGAAGCUGAAGAAAUCGUGUUAUUCUCAGAAAAAAUUCGAGCGGAGAAACCUCUGAACUCUAGCUGA
Necator americanus (New World hookworm) is the source of this 1605-nucleotide messenger RNA. RefSeq lists its product as uncharacterized. Gene Ontology annotation, molecular function: protein binding. Bases 1 to 1605 code for a protein of 534 amino acids. The transcript has 15 exons. Gene Ontology annotation, cellular component: nuclear pore. The record is from RefSeq and is a predicted model, not a curated record. Gene Ontology annotation, biological process: nucleocytoplasmic transport. Lineage: Eukaryota; Metazoa; Nematoda; Chromadorea; Rhabditida; Ancylostomatidae.